AUGGGGGGGAGCGAUUCUGCCAGAACCGAUUUGCUGGCCGAAAAACUCGGGGAGGAUCUCCGAGACCAGGAAGGGAUCAAAAUUGCGAGACUCCAAAAGAUGGUGGACGUCUGGGUGUGGGAUCUGGUCAACUCCAUCUCCCUCGAGGAGGUGGCGGAGAGGAUCGCGGAGGUAGGCGCUUGCGCGCGAGACUCCGUGAGAAUAGGGGUUAUACGCGCGACCCGAGAUGGACUCGGGUCAGUUUUGGUGCAAUGUUCUAGGUGCCUGGGGAUUGAGCACGUGAAGGCGGUGUGUCCUAGCAAAAUGGACCACAGUGGCUGCUGCUACCGCUGCGGUGCCCCGGGCCAUACAGCUCGCAGUUACGUGGCGGAGGCAUGCUGCCUAUCGUGUCGGUAA
This is a messenger RNA of Trachymyrmex septentrionalis, 396 nucleotides long. RefSeq lists its product as uncharacterized. Bases 1 to 396 code for a protein of 131 amino acids. The transcript has a single exon. Lineage: Eukaryota; Metazoa; Arthropoda; Insecta; Hymenoptera; Formicidae. The record is from RefSeq and is a predicted model, not a curated record.